Pseudomyrmex gracilis is the source of this 931-nucleotide messenger RNA. RefSeq names its product circadian clock-controlled protein (gene Jhbp16). The record is from RefSeq and is a predicted model, not a curated record. The transcript has 4 exons. NCBI's taxonomy places the organism in Eukaryota, Metazoa, Arthropoda, Insecta, Hymenoptera, Formicidae. Bases 293 to 913 code for a protein of 206 amino acids.
UCUCUUCGGCUGGUGAAUUCAACGCUUGCGCGCGAACCUAGUUCGCGUCAGUGAUUUCAACGCCCGUAACAAUCCUACCGUCAGUGAUUUCAACGCCCGUAACCAAUCUACCGUCAGUGAUUUCAACAGUUGUAACGCAAUUCGAUAGUUUUGACAAGGAAAAUCUCUACUCACAUUUUGUCAUGGAAGAUGUUCAGUCAGUGCUUUGUUAUCUCAGCUAAAGUAGGAUCAUUUUAAAGACUGUCAUCCCAACGUGCCGGGUUUCGAUGUCUGUGUGCGAAAAGGACUGAACAUGAUCCAACCUUACUUCAAGACCGGCUUGGUCAAGUACAACGUGCGACCGUUCGAUCCGCAUUUUGCCAAGGAAAUAACAGCUAGUAGAGGACUGCCGAAUUUCGGCUUCACUCUGACUCUGCAAAACGUCACCGAGAUCGGAUGGAACAUGAGCAAAGUGACAAAAUUCGUUUCCGAUUUGAAAAAUUACAAGAUUGUGUACACGCAAACUUUUCCGGAGAAGUAUCUGAAUGGCAGUUAUGAAUUUAAAGCAGUGGUUCUCAGUUCUAGUUUUCAAAAUAAAGGAAAAUUCUCAAUGGCUUUGUACAAUUUGAUGCAAACGACCACCAUAACCAAACUACCGGGACAGAAGUUGAAGGUUUAUAUAGACGUGGAAAGCAUGAAGGACAUGCAGCUUCACAUCACAAAUCUUGUAUUCGGCAAGAAGUUUGUGGAGGAUUUUCUCGAUCGGAUAAUUAACAGCGCAUGGCAGCCUGGUUUUGUAAUAAUGAGACCUUUAAUCAACGAACUCGUGUCCAAUGCUUUCACGGAAAUUUUCGACACCGGUUUCCGAAAUUUUCCGUUCGAACAGAUUUUCAAACCAAAACUGUCGUCGAAUUCGACUCGGGAGUGGAAUUAAAAUAAAAAAAAAAAAAAA